CAUAUUGAAAAGAAAAUAGCUUUCUCCACUUCAUAAACAUGCAUUGUACUGCUCUGCUAACCUUCACAGCUUUCUUCUCUCUCUCUCUCCCUAUAUACAUUCACCUCUCCCCGCUCUUUUUUAAUCGUGUAGUCUGCUAGAAUCCAGUCUGGAUGAUAUGAGUCGGAACGAACUCGUUUUAUCGUCACUCAUCUCAUCAUUCGUUCUGUUGAUUCCAUAAGAAAAGUGUUUUUAUUGCUAUUAAAAUCAUAAGUUUAAACAGCAUUAUGGUAACUACACGUAUUGGACAUAUUCUCCUAAACAAGAGUUUACAGAUCGAUCGAAAAUUACCAUAUUGUGCGUCCAACGUAAAACAUUAUUGUUGCCAAGUUCAAAAUUAUGAAUUCAUCAAAGUCGAAUAUACUGGCGAAAACAAAAAUGUGGCUUUAGUAACACUAAACAGGCCGAAAGCUUUAAAUGCUCUAUGUGAUAAAUUAAUGAUUGAAUUGAAUGAUGCUAUAUCAAAAUUUGAUAGAAAUGAUUCUAUCGGUGCCAUAGUCGUUACUGGUAGCGAAAAAGCAUUUGCAGCCGGAGCUGAUAUUAAAGAAAUGCAGAAUAAUACUUAUGCACAGAAUGUGAGAGGAAACUUCCUUGCCGACUGGGACGGUGUUUCCCGAGCAUCGAAACCAGUAAUUGCUGCUGUAAAUGGAUAUGCUUUAGGUGGAGGUUGCGAAUUAGCAAUGAUGUGUGACAUCAUCUAUGCUGGGGAUAAAGCGAAAUUUGGUCAACCGGAAAUCGCCCUUGGUACCAUACCUGGUGCGGGUGGCACACAAAGAUUAACGAGGGUAGUUGGUAAGAGCAAAGCGAUGGAAAUGGUACUAACAGGAAAUCAGAUCACUGCUGAGGAGGCGGAAAAAAGCGGUCUUGUUAGUAAAGUCUUCCCAGCAGAUAGACUUAUUGCUGAGGCAAUUAAGUCAGCUGAAAAAAUUGCCUCCCAUUCUCAAUUAAUCGUUGCCAUGGCAAAAGAAUCUGUUAAUACUGCUUAUGAAACUACUUUGAAGGAAGGACUUCACUUUGAAAAAAAGAUGUUCCAUGGCACAUUUGCAACGGAUGAUAGGAAAGAAGGAAUGACAGCGUUUGUUGAAAAAAGACCACCUAAAUUCAACAACCACUGAGACCAUUAAUUCCAUUAUAGGAGAAGAAUAAAAAUGAUGUAACAUUUGUAAAGAAAUUUUAUUUAAUUUUAUUUAAUUAUUUCUUUACGUCUAAUAUCAUAAUCCAUGAUUAUGAUACAUUUACAAUUAACGGCUCAUACCAGGUAAAUAUUUCUUAAUAAUAGCAAUUCUAAUGCUCUCGUAGAAGCAUAGAAAUGCCGUUGACAUCGUAAAAGGUAUCCAAGAAUGGUAGGAACAAUGGAAUUUCACACCGACAUCGUUAUAUAAUAAAUAUCAAACUUUAUAAUAAUGUGUAUCUUGCUUGCUAUUUGGAAAUUUUUUUAAUCCUGUUUUCAGAUAUUCUCGGAGAA
Messenger RNA from Eufriesea mexicana, 1504 nucleotides. It is a transcript of the gene Echs1, whose product is annotated as Enoyl-CoA hydratase, short chain 1. Gene Ontology annotation, biological process: fatty acid beta-oxidation. Gene Ontology annotation, cellular component: mitochondrion. The transcript is spliced from 8 exons. The record is from RefSeq and is a predicted model, not a curated record. NCBI's taxonomy places the organism in Eukaryota, Metazoa, Arthropoda, Insecta, Hymenoptera, Apidae. Gene Ontology annotation, molecular function: catalytic activity. The coding region runs from base 267 to 1154 and encodes 295 amino acids.